Molecule: messenger RNA, 734 nt
Organism: Aspergillus novofumigatus IBT 16806
Lineage: Eukaryota; Fungi; Ascomycota; Eurotiomycetes; Eurotiales; Aspergillaceae
Product: glutaredoxin family protein
Exons: 1
Coding region: 51-362 (103 amino acids)
Source: RefSeq, a predicted model, not a curated record
AUCAACAACGAGCUUCAUUGAAAUAUCCCUUUCGGUCCAGGGCAAGCAAUAUGUUCCCCACCAGAGCCCUCUUCGCAAAAGCUAGCGUCACGCUCUUCACCCGCGCUGGCUGCGGGCUCUGUGACACCGCCAAGCACGCCGUGACCCAGCUACACAAGCGGAGGCCGUUUGAUUACUCCGAAUUGGACAUUAUGGCCCCCGAGAAUAAGUCCUGGAAGGACGUCUACGAAUUUGAUGUCCCGGUUCUCCAUGUCCAAGCUGCCCUCAAGGAUCAACUCUCCGAACCGAAGAAGCUUUUCCACCGGUUCACCGAGCAGGAAGUCGAGAAUCUGGUCGAUGAAGCAGAAAAAACGAAGUCAUAGAUGAACAAAGGCUCGCUGGACGUACGACAAUCAUGAACAUCGUUCAUUCUAAAUUGCAAACACUAUACAUGUGGGGAUUGGAUGGGUAGAUCUAGUAGGUGGGAACGGCGGCAUCAGUCUUGCUACCCUUGGCGGUUUCAAGGGCAUCCGCAAGGAAGGUGGGCAAAGCGACAGCAUCGGCGACGACGGAGAUCUGUAUCAAAGCUUAUCAGCGAUCUGGGAGGUAACCAGGAAAGGGGGAGACUGCUACAUACCAUGUGGAAACCCUGGUCGGCGUACUUCUUUGCAGCCGCACCACCCACGCAGUAGAUACCGGCCCUCUUUCCGUUAUCGACAGCAGCCUUGCGGAUCCGCUCAAUCGCAGCCUCGAGG